AUGGACCGCAUACCGCCAGGGAGCCAGCGCGUCAUACGCGACAACAAUCUGCAGUUCCUGCGGAACCGCGCCAUCUAUGACACUGAUUACUUUUGUCCGGAGCCUUGCGUCCUGCAAUGUGUCUUUCACACUGAGCAGUUACUGCGAUUCCUGUGCCGUCACCAGCCUGCAACUAGCCUUCCAGUUUCUAUUCAACAAUUACUUCCGAACCAAAAAGAAACUCUGGAUAUUGUAUGCUGCAAACAUCUGUUCACUAAGUCUGCCGUGCGGCGGAUCGUUAUGUUCCUCUUGGGCCCACACACUGCACAGAAUGAAGAGGAUGUUCAGACGAGGCGAUGGACGUCGCUGCAAACCAAAGAGUUCACUUAUCUCCACACGAUGCUGGCUGUCAUGAUCCUGUACUGUGACGUCUCCAAGUUCAGAACAAUCGAUCAAGGGGAUUAUCCACCGAGGCAGCGGACGUUGAUCAUCCCCACCAGUAAGCCGCUAGCCAUGCCCAGCGACAUGCAGCAGAUCCUCUUCGCCACGGAAGGCAUCAAGUACAUCCGGGAGCAUCUAUGA
Molecule: messenger RNA, 561 nt
Organism: Patiria miniata (bat star)
Lineage: Eukaryota; Metazoa; Echinodermata; Asteroidea; Valvatida; Asterinidae
Exons: 6
Coding region: 1-561 (186 amino acids)
Source: RefSeq, a predicted model, not a curated record